Molecule: messenger RNA, 4020 nt
Organism: Symbiodinium necroappetens
Lineage: Eukaryota; Dinophyceae; Suessiales; Symbiodiniaceae
Source: the annotation of a GenBank genome assembly
AUGACGAUUCCGUUUGACGACGACAUGAUGGAGCGCUUUGUGGCAUACGGGCAGCAGUGCUAUGGCCAGGAGGAGAAGUUCGAUCUUGAAACCAAGAAGCGGCUAAGGUCUUGCCUUUCCAGUUUCGAGCAGGCAAACUUGAUUAUCUACUGGACUCGGCCUGCCGUGGCCCUCAAGUUCAAGAAGCAUGAUCGCAACAAGGACUUCUUUUACAAUGCUUACCCCUGCCCCUGUAACAUCUGCUAUCGCAUCCACAUGCUUGUGUCCAUCCUAGUCGGGAUCGAGAUGGCAGAGUUCGUCGACACUGUUCUGGCGGAGCGGCCCGUGGAGACAUGGGAGGGCUUUGCUGAGAAGGGCAUGGCCGUGCUACUGGAAGAUCCCGAGGUGGUGGAGUACUACGAACGCGUCGUGAGGCAUGGCCGUCAGGUCAUGCAGGCCAUCGUCGACCAAGACAUCGAAGAGUUUGUGGCGUGCCUCCUGCUGGUUAUCUUUUCCGUUCGGAACCUGGACCAGGACUUCGAGUUCCUCGAAUUCUUCGCCGGCCGGGCGAACCUGACGUAUGCCAUGCGGCAAUCCCAGAGGAAAUCUGCACGCUUCGACAUACUGCACAACUCCAGGUUUCACAAAGGCGGUAAGUUGAGGAGCACCAUCCUCAUGUACUUGGUCACGGUUGUUGGCGGGGUGUGGUUGGUUGAACAACCCGGUGGUUCCAGCCUGGAAUAUUAUCCGUGCUUCCGGGACCUGCUUCGUGCGCACUGGGAUGUGAGCGGCCCUUGUUCAGUGUUUCGGGUUUCCUGGUGGGUGGCUCACUAUGGGUCGCAAACUCCGAAAAGGCACUAUGCUUGGUGCAAUUCCGAGUAUGUCAAAGGCCUCUGCCGGGGCCGCUUGCAGCUGAAGCAAUGGUUUGCGCGGCAUCUGGUCAAACUGGCAAGCAGCUUGACUCUUACAGGAAAGGGGUGCCCGCCUCUUCCCAAGGACAUCCCAGAGGCCAGCGCACAGCAGAUGCAAGUCGAGGAAGAGGCGCUUAUGAGACACAUAGAGGAAGGAGAUGCUAUGCCUGAUGACUGUGAAAUUAUCAGCAGCCUGCAGAAGAUGAUCCCUCCUAGGAACCUAGCUGCAAAGGCCGAGCCUGCACAGGAAUGUUCCCAGGCAGCCCAGACCUCGGCCCCACCGACAGCAAGGACCAUCGCAACACCAGUGCGCAAUCUUGCUGUUAAGACUGAGCAGCCCUCGGAGGAGUCUGAGGUUGGGCAAGCAAAGGCUUCUGCUGAGGUGCCCCCCGAAGCUGCUCCUACCACUACGCACAACCCUCAGAAGCGUCCACUUGACAAAGCAGCCGAGAGCGUUGCCAAGCGCAUGGUGGCCCCCCACAAAACCAGGACCGAUCUCCAGGUUCCAGAGUAUCUCAAAAAAUAUUGGGAAGCCGGGACGAGGGAAAAGGAUGAACUUGCAGAACUUCUCAAGAAGUGCAACUUCGACCGAGACAGCUUCAUCUGCACCGUCGAGAGGGUUGUCACCAAGAAGGAGAAACUCACGUUGAAAUUGGACCAGGGAUGGUACUCGGAGGGUGAACUCCGGGACGAGUUGCACUGGGCGGCGUCUCGAAUCGAGGGGGUGAAGCGCCACUGCAUGGCCAACAAGGACACCCAUGUGCUGCAUGAUCUGAAGUGUGCAUGUGGAAAUCUUUAUACACACUUUUGCUUUCAUCUGAGUGCCAAUGUCUACGACGGGGAGCUGGAAUUCUGGGUUACGGUUCGAGAGCGAGGAGAACGCAAGGAGACCGUCACACGUGAAGAGCGCCAGAGCCAGAAGGAGCAGGGUGGACCCGUGGAGAUUUCUGGCAAGAGCUUUGCUGGGCUCGAGUCAAUGGAGAAGCGCUUCGACAAAGACGAGUCUUUUGCUAGCAGUCAAAGGGAAAGUGGCCAGUACAUGCAGGAGCAAGAGACGCUGAAGAAGUUCUGCGACUCCCUGAAUAACAAGUCUUGCAAACUUCGUGGCCUCAUUAAGGACCUGGAGACCAACUACGCUGCAUCACCCCAAGCCAAGACGGCUCUGGACGAGCUGAACAAAGCGGUGCAAAGCUUGGACCACGCCUUCGAGGACUGCAAUGUGGCCCAAGUCCACGCUGAGGUUCACGGCUUGUCGGCCGAGUUUAAAAAACUUGCUGACGGGAAGAUCAAGAAAGGUUACCAGCCUGGCAAAGCGCUCCGUGGCUUUGCCGCGGAUAUCGGAGCCGGUGAUUCCUAUGGUCCCCAUGCAUCGAAGACAGCAGUGGAGGUCGAGGACUACAUGCUACCGCAGAAGGAACGAGCAUCAUGUGGCCUAGCUGAGGUGUAUGCUCGGUGUCGGGCCUUUGACCAGAUUUGCUUCCAGCUUCCAACAGGAAGCCACCUGGCAGGCAAUGUGCUUCUCCAUGCAUCAACUACCAUCGAACGCUUAUUCAAUGAUCACACGCCUAUGAUUUUCAAAAUCGGCUGGACGCACGACCCUGCUUUUCGAUGGGCAAACUCCCUCUUUGGAUACUACCAUGAUCCUUAUGUUCGGUGGGAUGCUAUGGUUGUUUUGUACGUGGCGAUGAACCCACACGGGCCAGCGAUGUUGGAGGUUCCUGCCAAGGCGGUGGUGCGGACGGCCCGCAACAUUGUUGCGGAUUUAGGCACGGAGGCUGCCAGUUCUUCACGGGGACUGAAAAGGGUUGCAGACUGCAGCCUGUCGAAUGCUGAGCGUGACACAAACCGAGUACUCACGAAAAAGUUCAAGCUGGCCCUGCCAAUUCCGCUCCGAAACUUAGAUGAAUCUGAUACGAAGCUUCGUUUCCCUGUGUUGCGUCUACGAGACUGGGCACAAUAUCUCCUCGACCACAACCUCUGGCACACACUGUGUGGACUACGAUCCCCGGACAUUAGGCGGGAACGGGCCAUCCUUUCUGGAUUUUGGGCUGAGUACAGGCGCCUUCACCCGAACCAUACAAUUUUUCAACUGGGUUUGAGCCUGGAGGACACUGUGCCGAUGGUCUACCACGGGGACGAGGGACGUGGACGGCGUCGCCAGGGAUGGUUGGUCACCAACUACCAUUCCAUUUUGGGACGUGGCAUACAAGCAGCACUGGACAAGGAUGCUCGGGACAAGAGGCCUGGCAAAUACCUCAAGCUGCGAUGCAACUAUGUUGGCCACAGCCUUACAAAUCGGCGUCUCGAACGAAAGAUGGGACGCAAAGGCUACAUGGUAGUCCUCAACGUGGUGGGCGAUUGGGGCUGGCUUCACAAAGCUGGUGGCCUUUGCCGCACCUACAACAACAUGGUCAAGGCUGGGGCAAAGGCGAAAGCAAAGGCUGCAAGCUCAAAGAAGCCCAAAGAUCCUGUUGGCAUAUGCCAUUUAUGUCGAGCAGGCCAGAAUGGUGUUCCGUUCGAAGAAAUCCACAGCCGAAGGCCAGCCUGGCUGGCCACGAUGUGGUUAACCCCACCGAGCUUUGCACGAUUGGACCACUCUGUGGGCGAGGCGGCCGACAUUUUUGCUUUUGACAUAUUUCACGCUUUCCAUCUUGGCGUGGGGAAGGUGCACGUGUCCUCAUGCAUCGCCGUUUUGUCCGAUGUAACAGCAGGCUCAAACAUUGACAGUCGCUUCGAACUCUUGAACCGUGAAUGGAAAGCUUUCAAAGCAGGUGUGUAUCAGCCCAAGCUGACGCAGGACUUCAUAGGCUGGAACACUCGUUCUGAUUUCCCGACUGGGAGUUGGCACCGGGGUCAGCUUACGACAGACUUGAUGCUUUUUCUUGAGAAGAAAUUUCAGAACAUGGACGUGUCGAGCGAUGAACUCUUGCUCAAAGCGGCUGAAGCCACUUCCACGAUGAAUGAAUGCUUGCGCUUGCUCUAUCAGAAUGAUUCGGUGUUUUUGCCGCCAGACAUAGCCCACCCGAUCGCGGAACUUGGAAUCCGCUUUCUAAGACGCUAUUCGGCGCUUGCAAAGCUUGCUUACGACAGGACUUUGUUGGGCGCCCUUCAAGAUUAUCGCGCCGCGUAG